Molecule: messenger RNA, 579 nt
Organism: Entrophospora sp. SA101
Lineage: Eukaryota; Fungi; Glomeromycota; Glomeromycetes; Entrophosporales; Entrophosporaceae
Source: the annotation of a GenBank genome assembly
AUGAGCCUAAAAGAUAAACUCAAUUCUUUAAAAGCAGAAGAAGAACAAAUAGAAACUGAUGUCAAAGGAGUUAAUGGCAACCAUUCUGAGAUGAUGGAUAAUUUAAGCAAAAUAGAAGGAUUUGUUAAAGAUAGUAAAGAGGCAAUUGAAAAAGAAGCCGAGGAAAACCCCGAUACUAUGAAAGCUUAUGAUGAGUUAAAAGUUGUAAUAGAUAGGUUAAAAAGUGAAGUGUCUACCUUAAAGACCCAAAAUAUUGAGUUAAGGAAUAAAAUUGCUUCCAUUGCUGGCAUUUGUGCUUUUAGUGGAACAACCUUAGGAGUGGUUGGUAGUUUGGAACCAAAUAUAGGAUUAACUGUUGAUUUGCUCCCAAUUAGUGGAGGAAAAAUAGAAAGUUUUCAAUUUGUAGAAACUUUGGCAGAUAUAAAAGACGCUCCUUUGCCUGUUCGUAAUGAGUUAGUAAAAAGUAAGUUUUUUAAUGUUAUGCUUGCUGUCGAGCGAGCAUAUUAUAAACUUGAACUAGAAAAAAAUAAACAAGAAUUAGGAGAUAAGUUUAAUUUGGAGAAUUGGAAUGAUUGGUGA